Strongylocentrotus purpuratus (purple sea urchin) is the source of this 1449-nucleotide messenger RNA. RefSeq names its product G-protein coupled receptor GRL101-like. The transcript has 5 exons. Gene Ontology annotation, biological process: G protein-coupled receptor signaling pathway. The record is from RefSeq and is a predicted model, not a curated record. Bases 1 to 1449 code for a protein of 482 amino acids. Gene Ontology annotation, cellular component: membrane. NCBI's taxonomy places the organism in Eukaryota, Metazoa, Echinodermata, Echinoidea, Camarodonta, Strongylocentrotidae. Gene Ontology annotation, molecular function: G protein-coupled receptor activity; protein-hormone receptor activity.
AUGAUGGUAGGGGAGGCUGAGCAUGGGUAUGCCGACAAAUACCUUCUAUGCUGCCUGGCGGGUUUGGGGGAUUCCCCUAAGUGCAAUGCACCACGUGACCAGUUCUCGUCGUGUGAAGAUCUCAUGGCCAAUAACAUCCUUCGAAUCUUUAUCUGGAUUCUCGGGACCAGUGCUUUCAUUGGCAACGUCCUUGUUGUUGGCUAUAGACUCGUCAAUUCUGGAUGGGGCCGACAUACAACCGUCCAAUCAAGUCUGAUCACCAACCUAGCCGUCUCUGAUUUCUUGAUGGGUUUGUACAUGAUUUCAAUAGCGUCAGCCGAUGUCUUUUACCAAGGGAACUAUGCUGCUCAUGCUGAUGAUUGGAAGGAUAGUAUCCUGUGCAAGGUUGCAGGUAUCACUUCCGUUGUCUCCAGCGAGGCUUCGGUGUUUCUGAUCACGGUCAUAAGCAUUGAUAGGUGUGUCCAUGUGGUGGUGCCAUUUAAACCGCAACUACACCUCUCUGUUCGUGGUGCCCGAGUAGUUGAGCUCAUCAUCUGGGCCCUCGCCGCCUUCCUUGGCAUUCUACCAACUCUUAUCCCGGCUUUCGUCGAAGGGAAGUUCUACGGUCAAUCAGGAGUCUGUCUGGCUCUACCCCUAACAGUCGAUCGUCCUGCAGGAUGGCACUACUCCAUCUCCUUAUUCAUUGGUGUCAACUUCGUGGCGUUCCUGGUGACCCUCCUAUGUUACAUCUCCAUCUACUGCAUGUUUCAGAUGUCGAAGCAGCGGAUCGUCGGGAAAAGGAACAAGUCUAAGGAGGAUAUGCGAUUGGCUGAAAACAUCAAGCUGGCAUCUAGGAUGGCGCUUGUUGUUGGUACAGACCUUGUUUGUUGGUUACCAAUCAUCAUCAUGGGCUUGAUGUCAGCGAGUGGAACUCUGACAAUUUCUGCACAGGUAUACGCAUGGACAGCAGUCUUUGUGCUACCCGUCAACUCGUCUCUUAAUCCAUAUCUUUACACGCUUGUAUCGAUUCGCCGAAGGAAGCAGAAAUCAGCUGAGAAUCGAAGCAUGAAGUACGAGGAAAAGACUAUGGAAGCCAGUGUUUUCUAUGACACGUCAAUCAUCUCAGCAUUCACGUCUUUGCCCAGCCCCUCUCCCGAGCGACUGAUUGAAUGGAUGAAACGUAACCAACGAUCUCUUAGACGUUUAGAAAUCGAUGUAAUUCAACGUGACGUCACAAAGGCUGUGGAAAGAAUGAAGGAGUCUGGACUAUGGAAUGACGUCAUACUAAACUUGCAUCAAAUUGCCGUCCAAGCAAAUGGAGCAGGGAGAAUCCUACACGCUUUUGUAGUGCUAGACUCAUCUCUGACUUUCCUUGAAUCACGUGAUGACGAUCUGACGACCAUUCUGGAGAAUGAUGGAAACAUUGACAUCAUACUCAAUAUGAUUGCGAAGGCAAAUAUGCCAAAGUAA